AAAAUAUAUACACAAUACCAAAUUUAUUAUGCAUAUCAAGGAUAAUGCUAUCACCAUUUCUAGGUAUGUUAAUAAUUCAGGCAGAAUUUCAAUAUGCUCUUGCUGUAUUAGGUAUUGCUGCAGUAACUGAUUUGCUGGAUGGCUGGAUUGCAAGAACAUGGGAAAGUCAAUCUUCAAACUUAGGUAGUUUCUUGGAUCCUAUGGCUGAUAAGGUUCUAAUUGCCACUUUAUUUUUAUCACUAACAUAUGCUGAACUUAUACCUGUAAUUUUAACGGGGAUGAUUAUUGGAAGAGAUGUACUUUUGGUCACUGCAGGAUUUAUUAUUCGAUACCAGUCUUUGCCCCCACCGAAAACGUUAAGCCGCUAUUUUGAUGCGUCUCAUGCCACAGCUAAAUUGGCGCCCACUCUUAUUAGUAAAGUCAAUACAGGCAUUCAGCUUUUGUUGGUCGGUUCAACAUUAGCGGCCCCAGUGUUUCAAUAUGUUAAUCACCCAGCGUUACAAACGUUAUGGUAUGUAACGGGGGUAACGACUGUGGCUGCGGGGUUGAGUUAUAUCAUGUCCAAAAAUACCUACAAAAUAUUGACGAAAGAGAAAUAGACAAAAAUUAACUCAUUUAUUGCUUUGUAUAAUAGUAUAUAAUUUAAGUGCAAUUAUAAUUGACCUGACGUGUGUAUAUACAUAUAUAUAAUGUAAAUAAAUAUAUUUUUACAAAUUAUAAAAAGUGGCCAGAAAUAUUACUGACUAAUAAGCA
Agrilus planipennis (emerald ash borer) is the source of this 753-nucleotide messenger RNA. It is a transcript of the gene CLS, whose product is annotated as probable cardiolipin synthase (CMP-forming). Lineage: Eukaryota; Metazoa; Arthropoda; Insecta; Coleoptera; Buprestidae. Gene Ontology annotation, cellular component: membrane; mitochondrion. The record is from RefSeq and is a predicted model, not a curated record. Gene Ontology annotation, biological process: cardiolipin biosynthetic process. Gene Ontology annotation, molecular function: cardiolipin synthase activity; CDP-diacylglycerol-glycerol-3-phosphate 3-phosphatidyltransferase activity. The coding region runs from base 45 to 599 and encodes 184 amino acids. The transcript is spliced from 4 exons.